Messenger RNA from Selaginella moellendorffii, 913 nucleotides. RefSeq names its product transcriptional corepressor LEUNIG. Gene Ontology annotation, molecular function: transcription corepressor activity; protein binding. NCBI's taxonomy places the organism in Eukaryota, Viridiplantae, Streptophyta, Lycopodiopsida, Selaginellales, Selaginellaceae. The transcript is spliced from 7 exons. Bases 80 to 913 code for a protein of 277 amino acids. The record is from RefSeq and is a predicted model, not a curated record.
GCCGAGUCCUAAUGUCGACGCGUCCAAAGAUUUUACGUUCAACGAGGUGGGCUGUCUUCGUGCCAGUACAAAUAAAGUUAUGUGCUGCCAUUUCUCUUCGAGUGGAAAGCUAUUGGCCAGUGCUGGCCAUGAAAAGAAGGCCGUGCUCUGGAAUAUGGACACGCUAAAACUCCGGAGUACAUUGGAAGAACACACGUCUUUGAUAACCGAUGUUCGGUUUAGUCCAAAUUCGAUGCUGUUAGCGACAUCAUCCUUUGACGAGACUGUACGAGUAUGGCAUGCAGACAAUCCAAGCUAUUCCUUGCGCACUUUUACUUGCCAUCAAACAUCGGUCAUGUCCUUAGAUUUCCAUCCAGCGAACAAAGACCUCUUGUGUUCGUGCGACAGUGAUAGCGAGAUCAGGUACUGGAGUGUAAGCCAGGGCAUCUGCACCAAAGUCUUCAAGGGUGGCAUGACUCAAAUGCGGUUUCAACCGCGUCAUGGCAGGCUUCUUGCUGCCGCCGCCGAGAACCUAGUUUCUAUCUUCGAUGUCGAUGCCGAGACAUGCAGGCAUUCUCUUCAGAGGCACACAAAGCCAGUGCAUUCCAUAUGCUGGGAUCAAACCGGUGACUACUUGGCUUCCGUCAGCAAGGACUCAGUCCGAGUCUGGACUCUCCGCUCCGGUGGCGAUGGAGAAUGCGUUUACGAGCUAUGCUCGAACGAGAACAAGUUCCAUUCCUGUGUCUUCCACCCGAGCCAUCCGUCGCUACUCAUCAUCGGCUGCUAUGAGUCUCUGGAGCUGUGGAACAUGGUCGAGAACAAAAGCAUGACAAUCCCUGCGCACCAGGGCCUGAUUGCGGCCUUGGCACAGUCGCCAGCGACGGGCAUGGUUGCGUCGGCCAGCCACGAUAAAUGCGUGAAGCUGUGGAGAUAG